UGUACCUGCGCUUUUUCCACUGAUGUCCAACACUCAAUAGACAUUCCAAACACCAUUUGGCAGGUGCCUUUGCAGCCUGACAGCAGUUCUUCUUUGAUACAGGAUGGAGGACACCUACAAAGACAGGACUUCACUAGUGAAAGGGGCCAAAGAUAUUGCUAAGGAGGUGAAGAGGCAAGCAGUGAAAAAAGUAAAUAAAGCAGUUGACAAAGCCCAGGAUGGCUACACACAGAGGUCCUACAGUCGAUUCCAGGAUGAGGAAGAUGAUGAUGAUUACUAUAGCCAAGGAGGAAAUUAUGGUGUAGAAGCUAAUGAUGAUGAAGGAUCAAGUGAAGCAACUGAAGGACAUGAUGAAGACGAUGAAAUUUAUGAAGGGGAGUAUCAGGGAAUCCCCAGCAUGGGGCAGGGCAAGGAUGACAGGGUGGCCUUAGGUCAGUCUAUGCGUGAUGAAUACAAAGAUCGCCAUGAACUGGAAACAGAGAGGAAAGCUGAUGAAGAAGAGCUAGCACAGCAAUAUGAAUUGAUAAUACAAGAAUGUGGCCAUGGUCGUUUCCAGUGGGCCCUCUUCUUUGUGCUAGGAAUGGCCCUAAUGGCUGAUGGGGUUGAAGUGUUUGUGGUUGGAUUUGUGUUGCCCAGUGCUGAAACAGAUAUGUGUAUACCCAAUUCUGGAUCAGGAUGGCUUGGGAGUAUCGUGUACCUUGGGAUGAUGGUGGGGGCAUUCUUCUGGGGAGGCUUGGCAGACAAGGUGGGAAGGAGACAAUCACUCCUGAUAUGCAUGUCUGUCAAUGGAUUCUUUGCCUUCCUUUCAUCCUUUGUCCAGGGCUAUGGCUUCUUCCUCUUCUGUCGCUUGUUUUCUGGAUUUGGGAUCGGUGGAGCCAUGCCAACAGUCUUCUCCUAUUUUUCGGAAGUGCUCGCUCGGGAGAAACGAGGUGAACACCUGAGCUGGCUCUGUAUGUUUUGGAUGAUUGGUGGCAUCUACGCUUCUGCAAUGGCUUGGGCAAUAAUUCCUCAUUAUGGAUGGAGUUUCAGCAUGGGCUCUGCCUACCAGUUCCACAGCUGGCGAGUAUUUGUGAUUGUCUGUGCACUGCCUUGUGUCUCCUCUGUGGUUGCCCUCACCUUUAUGCCAGAAAGCCCACGGUUCCUGCUGGAGGUUGGAAAACAUGAUGAAGCUUGGAUGAUACUCAAGCAAAUUCAUGACACAAACAUGCGUGCUCGUGGUCAGCCCGAGAAAGUCUUCACUGUUACCAGGAUCAAAACACCUAAACAGAUAGAUGAGCUCAUAGAAAUUGAGAGCGAUACUGGAACUUGGUACAGGAGGUGUUUUGUAAGAAUCCGCACAGAGCUGUAUGGUAUUUGGUUGACAUUUAUGAGAUGCUUCAACUACCCAGUGAAGGAUAAUACAAUCAAACUUACAGCUGUGUGGUUCACCCUGUCUUUUGGCUACUAUGGCUUAUCUGUCUGGUUUCCUGACGUCAUUAAACACCUUCAGUCAGACGAGUAUGCAUCCCGAGUGAAACAUUUCCGCAAUGAGGAGGUCUCACAUUUCGUCUUCAACUUCACACUGGAAAAUCAGAUUCACAGCAAUGGGGAAUACAUCAAUGACAGGUUUAUUAUGAUGAAGUUUAAAUCAGUAACCUUUGAAGAUUCACUUUUUAAGAACUGUGUUUUUGAAGACAUUACUUCACUGAACACAUACUUCAGGAACUGUACUUUUGUGAAUACCACCUUCUACAACACAGAUCUUGAGCAGUAUAAAUUCGUUGACAGUGAAUUGAUAAAUUGCACAUUUUUUCACAUCAGGACAGGAUGCCAGAUUUCUUUUGAUGAUGACUACAGUGCCUACUGGAUCUACUUUGUUAAUUUCCUGGGAACUUUGGCGGUGUUACCAGGAAAUAUUGUGUCUGCUCUCCUGAUGGAUAGAAUAGGACGGUUAACGAUGCUCGGUGGUUCCAUGGUUCUUUCUGGCAUCAGCUGUUUUUUCCUGUGGUUUGGGACCAGCGAAUCCAUGAUGAUAGGUAUGCUGUGCCUCUACAAUGGCCUCACCAUCUCUGCAUGGAACUCUCUAGAUGUCAUUACUGUGGAGCUGUAUCCUACAGACAGAAGGGCAACAGGCUUUGGCUUUCUGAAUGCACUGUGUAAAGCUGCAGCUGUACUUGGAAACCUAAUAUUCGGUUCCCUUGUUGGUAUCACCAAAGCAAUCCCUAUCCUCCUUGCUUCUACUGUUCUAGUAUGUGGAGGUCUGGUAGGACUUCGGCUUCCUGAUACAAGAACCCAGGUGUUGAUGUAACUGUAAAGAACAUUUGCUAUUAUUUAUUUCCUUCUUUGUACAAAUGUCAUUCUCCUGACUGAUGGUGCAAAGGCUUCAGAUUCUCAACACACAGUAGAGUGCUCAAAUGUCAGAAAUGAAACUCAAAAGAUACUUUGGAGUAGCAGAGAUUUAGCAACCUCUGUAUGAAGGUUUUAAAUUUCACUUUUGUUUGCUUGCAUACUUUGUUAUUCAAACCCAUUUCACUUUGAAGUGCAAAGCUACCUCUUAAAACGGUUUUGGUGACAUAACCAGGAAGGUAAAAAUCAUACUGAUAAUUAGAUAUUUAAAAUGCAAGCAGUCAGACUAUUUCAAAAACACAUGCUGAAUUUGGCCAUGGCAUUGCGAGCUUUAGUAACAGUACAGACAUGCAAGUCAAUUACUUAGCACUAUUGGUGCAGGGAAUGUUAAUGUAUCAAUGCAUGCAGCAUUUACCAGGAAACUCAACUGAUUGCAUCAGUACUGGGAACAGUGACCUUCUGCAGUUGUGCUUAGGUGACAAAAACUCGUGGCAAUGUCUCUUCCUUGGGAAACAUUUUUAGCAGAUUCAAUCUAAGCAAAGAUUACCAACUACACCCCGUACUGACUGAGGAGAAGGCAACAGCUACUGCAGGGAAUGUAAAAGUCCAUAUAGGUAGGCAGCAGAGAGAAUAUUGAAAUUAAUAUUUUCACUUUUUGCUGCUGAUGCUCCAGAAAACUUUUGUUUUAUUCUCAUUUGUGGCAUCUGGAUUUUUUUUUCCAUUUAAAACAGUUAAUUUCUCUUAUUCCAGGAAUGAAUGAAUGCAAAUAGUUUUGCUAUGGUUAGUAAAAAUAAAGGAAGAAUCAGGCCAUCGAACUAUAAGGAUGAUACUUUCAGAGGUUUAUUUAGAAUUUAUAUAUGUAAAGAACUUAAUUAUUUUCAUAGUUUCUACACUUCUUAAUAUAACCAUUUUCUCAGCUAAUUUUUAAUAGUUCCAGAAAUGUCUGACCACUUAAUAUUUUCAAACGCCUCUUUGAAAAGCCACUAAGGAAUAAGCCACGGCAAGACUGCAGGGAAUAGUAAUGCUUUUAUUAGACCAAGAGCAUAGAUGGAAAGCAAAUGGUAGCAAACAUAUUCCUUCUAUGCUGUGGACUGUUCUGAUUACUGAAAAAUUCCCCAUCAGUCCUAAUGCUAUGCAAGAAGUUAUGGGAUCUCUUUAAAAUAUCACCAUUACAAAUUUAAUACAGAUACAUUUAUAAAAUCAUCAAAGAAAAGAGUCAGAUCCUCUGAAGACAAAAACUUGCAUCGCUUUCAGUGGAGCUAAGACAACUUGUAUCUGCUGAUUAACUAUCUGCAGUUUCAAGUGUGAAAUAACAAAUUUGCUAUAAAACAUAUGGUAAAUUUUCUUCAGUUUUUUUUCUAAUUAUGUCUGACAGCAUUUAUUAGGUAGAUGAAUCAUUACCAAGCAACUAAACUUUCAAAUAAGGUCAUCAUAUAGUAAGCUAGACCUUUUUUCAUUGAUUUUUCUCUUGCUCUUAGAUGUGAACUUGGAUUUAGGUAGUAAUAUGUGGCACUGCAGUCUUUAUCAGUCAUCAUCUUUGUCAUAUUAAAAGAAUCAGUAAAAGUCCAUGUAAGAAGAUCGUCCAACAUAUUUAUAGUUCAUUGUUUAACCUACUGAUUCUAGAAGUGACUUUUUCAGUUACCAACAAAUGUGUGCUACACAUUGUGGCACAAAAAAUGUUAGCCCAAGAUGCUGCUUUCUCCCAUGAAAUGAGAAAAUUGGCAGAAUUUAAAAAGCGUGAGUAUGGAAAACAAGGGAGUAUUAUUUUGAUGUUGGUAAUUUUAAAAAAAUUUAUCAAAUGUGUUUAUUUUGGAGUAUUAAGAUAAAGAUAUUUGAGAUUAAAUAUUUUAUGUUUAAAUCUGACUUGGACAUAUCUCUUAAAUUUCUAAACUGUGUUCAUAAAUGAGGAACAACUAUUUUUCACUAAGGUCUAGAAAAAGUUCUGGCCUUAGUUUUGCAUCUGUGGCCUUUUUUCCCCCAGUCAUAGCCUUAAUAUUAUUUAAGGCUGUUUUCUACAAUCAACAUUAUAUUUGAGCCCUCUUUCUCUGUACAAUUUAUUAGUAGCACAUGUUCAACUCCUUGCACAUACUGCACAAGUUAUUUUGAAAUCUGAAGCCUCUGUACAUAUUUGGAGUAAACACCACCAACAAUGGUAAAAUAUUGCUCUGUGUUGCUGUGCACUGUCCUCUUGCAGCAGUAUAUUCUGUCCAUCUCUGCAUGUAAUUCCCAUAAUACUCACAUGCAGCACUUCAUACCUUCUGACCAGCUUGAAGGAAAUGAGUCACAGAAAAAACAAUAUUCAGCUUUUGAGGGCUACAAUUGAAGUUUAACACUCUAAAAUCCCAUGAAAUGUAAAAUUAUGUUGAUUUCAGUGUUGGUCUUAUCAUAAGUCCUGACUAUAUCAUAGGUCUGUGAUUAAGUCUGCAUGAAUUGAAAUGUAGCAACAACAGGAAUUAGCAGAGAUUUUUAAAAAUGGACACUGCAUGGUCCAGAAUGAUAAUGUUCUAAGGUAGAGAAAAGAAAAAAAAUAGUGGCUAGGAAUUGGGAGAAUAAGUAAAUGAAAGAGAUGAACCGAGAAAAAAACCAAGAACAAUUCCAACAUAAGAAACAAAACCAUAAGUUAGAAUUUUCCCAGAUGGUAAGUUAGCUGGCUCAACAGAUUUGAGCUAGUGUGCACGCCAACAUCAAAGUUGUUUGGAUAUUCAAUAGUUUUUGCUUGAGCACAGUAAAGAUUUAUCUCAUAAAGACAAAAAAGUGAAGGCAAUUUAACGCUAUAAAUAACUUUGUGAGAUAGGUGAAAUCUACACAUGGAACAAAAAUCUAUGGAGAUCUGGACACAAAUGUUAAUCACAUUAUAAGCAAAAGUAAUUUGACUGGUCUUCAGCAAUUCUGUCUUUUCUUGCAGCCUCCAAAGCAAUCACAGGUAAUAAAUACUGAACAGAAGGA
Molecule: messenger RNA, 5271 nt
Organism: Haemorhous mexicanus (house finch)
Lineage: Eukaryota; Metazoa; Chordata; Aves; Passeriformes; Fringillidae
Gene: SV2C
Product: synaptic vesicle glycoprotein 2C
Exons: 12
Coding region: 104-2287 (727 amino acids)
Biological process (GO): transmembrane transport; chemical synaptic transmission
Cellular component (GO): membrane
Molecular function (GO): transmembrane transporter activity
Source: RefSeq, a predicted model, not a curated record